Diplodia corticola is the source of this 3417-nucleotide messenger RNA. RefSeq names its product pab-dependent poly-specific ribonuclease subunit pan2. Gene Ontology annotation, molecular function: poly(A)-specific ribonuclease activity; nucleic acid binding; protein binding. Gene Ontology annotation, biological process: mRNA processing; nuclear-transcribed mRNA poly(A) tail shortening. The transcript has 4 exons. The coding region runs from base 1 to 3417 and encodes 1138 amino acids. NCBI's taxonomy places the organism in Eukaryota, Fungi, Ascomycota, Dothideomycetes, Botryosphaeriales, Botryosphaeriaceae. The record is from RefSeq and is a predicted model, not a curated record. Gene Ontology annotation, cellular component: PAN complex; P-body.
AUGCCCACACCCGCCACAACCGUUGCCUUUGACACACAUCAGGACCUACUGUGGGCGGGAAAUGACUACGGCCGCGUGUCUUCGUUCUUCGGCCCGGAGCUCCAGCGCUACACAUCGUAUCGCGCACACCCAAACGGCGACGGUGCGGUCAAGCAGUUGCUGUUCUGCGACAAGGGCGUGCUGAGCAUAUCGGUGCGGAGCGUACAUCUGGCGAGCAGGCGCGGCGUGACGCAAUGGCAUCUCACGAACGAUGGCUUCAAGGACCUGCGGUGCAUGAGCUUCACCUCCAAGGGCGUCUACGAAGUGCUGGUGGCGGGCUGCCAGGAUACAAUGUUCCGGAUCGAUGUCGAGAAGGGGACCAUCACCGCGACGCUGCCGGCGGAGAACAGCUACACGAUGAUGAAGAAGGGAGGCCAGUACAUCUGCGCGGCCACCACUGGCGGCAUGGUGCAAAUCAUCGAUCCGUCCUCGUUCAAAGUCGUCAAAUCGUGGCAGGCGCACAAGGAAUGGAUCAACGACAUGGACGCCAAGUCGGACUUCCUCGUCACCUGCGGCUUCUCCCGCCGCCAGAUGAACAACCUCAUCCUGGAUCCCUUUGUGUACGUGUAUGAUCUGAAGACGCUGCUGCCGCUUCCGCCGAUUCCCUUUCACGUUGGAGCGGCUUUCGUUCGCAUGCACCCGCGCAUGUCGACUACGAGUAUCGUGGCGUCGCAAUCCGGUCAGCUGCAGGUUGUCGAUCUGAUGAACCCUAAUACGGCCAACGUGCGGCAAGUCAAUCUGUACGAGACUUACUUAUCGUGCCUAGAGAUGGCGCCAUCGGGGGAGGCUCUAGCGUUGACGGAUGCGCUGUGUUCUGUGCGGAUAUGGGGCUCGCCCACCAAGGUUCGGUUCACGGAUCAAAGCCAGCCGACGGAAUUUCCAGAUCAUGGCAUCCCUCCGCCGAAGCUAGAGUGGUCUAUGGACACUCCUCUGAGUACCAUCGGCAUGCCUUACUACAGGGAGACGUUGCUCUCCGUCUGGCCCAGCCAUAUGACCUUCGAGGUCGGCGCACCACCACCCAAGAUCGACACCCAAGUGCAAGCCAGCCUGAAACGGGCUGAGAUGGGGCAGUGGGCACCCAAUCCGCGGAAGACGCGCAGGAACCAGGUCCAAGCAACUCGCAUGCUGGAAAAGGACAACCCGCUCAAGCCACCCAAAUUCCUCAGCGAAAAGGCACGGGACGGAAACGGGGGCAAAGACGGGGAGCGGAGAAUGAGCGAGACGCUCGAGGCACUUACGGACUUGAUGCUUGACGGGUCAACGAAAAAGGACGUUCCGGUCAUGUACCGAAAUGUCGAGAUCAAGUACAGCAAGUUUGGUGUGGAUGACUUCGACUUCAAGUAUUACAACAAGACGGAGUACUCGGGUCUGGAGACGCACAUUGCUAAUUCCUACGCAAAUCCUCUUCUUCAACUAUUCAGAUUCACUCCGUUGGUGCGGAACUUGGCAUUGCAUCACGCGGCCACGUCGUGCUUGUUCGAGAACUGUCUCCUUUGCGAGCUGGGAUUCCUCAUCGACAUGCUAGAAAAGGCGUGCGGACAAAACUGUCAAGCGACCAAUUUUUUGAAGACGUUCAGUGGGCUUUCGAAUGCUGCCUCUCUGGGCCUACUGGAGGAGCACUCUCCGAACAGCUCUUUAACAAUUAUGAUUCAAAAUCUCAACCGAUUCCUCUUGGAUAAACUCACGGCCGACUUCAGGCAGAUGGCGCAUGGCGUUGGCCACCUGGAUCACGCAUUUACGACCAACGCCGUGGCCAACAUUCGAUGUGCGCAAUGCAAUAAUGAAACGAGACGCCCCGGUGCAAGCCUAGUCCACGAGCUAGUCUACCCGCCGAAGAAUACCAUGAAGAACCCGAUGCGAGCCUCGCGGCCCACGUUUUCACAGAUCCUGAAGGCCAGUGUCGAAAGACAGGACCAGAACAGAGGCUGGUGUGACAGGUGCAAGCGGUACCAACAACUCGCCGCGCGAAAGACAAUACAGAAUAUACCUCCCAUCCUGAUGAUCAAUGCAGCAAUUCACAGCCACGAGGCCAAGCAACUGUGGGCGACGCCAAACUGGCUGCCCGAGAAGAUCGGCAUCAUCGUCAACCAGGGCCAGUUUUUCUGCUACGAAGGCCAGGACUUGGAACAUCACCUACGGCGCAACUUCUACGACAUCCAGGUGUACGAGCUGAUCGGCGUCGUCGCAGACAUCAACAGCGGCGAGAACCAGAAGUCACACUUAGUAUCAAUGAUCAACGUCGCACCAUCAUCACGCAACGAGGAGGAAGCUGGGGAAGGAGGCGCCGGCAAGUGGCACUUGUUCAACGACUUCCUCGUACGGCCGGUCUCAAAGGACGAGGCGCUGCGGUUCGAGCCGAACUGGAAGCUACCGUCGGUGCUGGCAUACGAGAGCGUCAAGGCGAGUCACCACAUCGACGACUCGUGGAAGGAGAAUUUGGACACCUCGUUGCUAUACCGAACGUGGGGCCCCGCGGGCGAGAUGAGCGACAACCCAGAUUUCAAGCCGCUGCACCCCAGCGAGCACCCCGGCCCCGGCUGGCCCGUCGCCAUCGACGCGGAGUUCGUCUCGCUGCAGCGGGAGGAAAUCGAGAUCAGCGCGUCCGGCCAGCGCGAGACGAUCCGGCCGUCGAGACUAGGCCUGGCACGGGUAUCCGUACUGCGGGGCGGCGACACCGCCACCACUGCUGCCGGCGGCGGCGACAUCGACUCGGACAACGGCGAGGACAUUGCCGACACGGACGAAGGCAAGCCGUUCAUCGACGACUACAUCGCCAUCGCCGAGCCCAUCGUCGACUACCUCACCCUCUUCUCGGGCAUCUCGCCGGGCGACCUCGACCGCUCGACGUCGCGCCACGCGCUCGUCGGGCUCAAAGUGGCGUACAAGAAGCUCUGGCUGCUCCUCAACCUCGGCUGCGUCUUCGUCGGCCACGGCCUCCCCAAGGACUUCCGCACCAUCAACAUCCACGUCCCAAAAGCCCAGGUCGUCGACACGGUCGACCUCUACUUCAUCCCCGCCCGCCAGCGCAAGCUCAGCCUCCGCUUCCUCGCCUGGGUCGUGCUCGAGGAAGACAUCCAGCAGGACACGCACGACUCGGUCGAGGACGCGCGCACCGCGCUCAAGCUGUGGAAGCACUGGCGCCGCGUCGAGGGCGCAGAGGGCAGGCUCGUCUGCGACGAGAUGGUCAGGGACAUCUACAAGAGGGGCUGGGAGGUCGGCUUCAAGGUGCCUGGUAGUGGCGCGGGUGCUGCUGCGGGCGCGGGUGGUGCGGCGACGCCGACGCGCAUGACGCCGGUGAGGCCCGGGACGGGUGGCUGGAAGCCGCCGCCGCCGCCGCCGGGGGGUGUGGGGUUUGGGAGUCCGAGUCCGAUGAAGUGA